Molecule: messenger RNA, 924 nt
Organism: Trichosporon asahii var. asahii CBS 2479
Lineage: Eukaryota; Fungi; Basidiomycota; Tremellomycetes; Trichosporonales; Trichosporonaceae
Exons: 4
Coding region: 1-924 (307 amino acids)
Source: RefSeq, a predicted model, not a curated record
AUGUCCGCGUCACUGAGAGCAGAUGAUAGUGGCACGGAGCACAGACCACCCGCACCGGCUCGACUGUACGACCCCCGCCCGGAAGGCGUCUGGACCCCGAUCAAGAAGAUCAAGUCCGGCAUUUUCGCUGGGCGAUUCAUGAGUGAUAUCGAGGUUGGCAAUCUUGUGUGUGCGGCCGAACUCUGCGACCCCAGAGGAGACCCUCCCCGGGUAGCGCCUCGCACGAUAGCCAAAGCUGCUAGAGAUCCAAGCAGCUCUCCGACCACAAGGGCAGCAGAACCCACAGUUAUGUCGCCAACCUCCUCGUCGAACAUCGAGGGUGACGAAGAGAGGAUUGGGGCGCGUGCUGGCAGCCAGCGGGCAGCCUCGCCCGCGAAUCUACCGCGCGCUUCAACCUCAAGACAUCCUGAAACCCCUGGUCAAGGCACAUCUGCCCGAAAUCGAGACAAUGCGCCAAAAACGCCCCCUCAAGCCCAGACGUCCCGAUCAUCGUCUAAGGGGUCUGAUCGCAGUCGAUCAGCAAGAGGGGGGUCUCGCGUUCGCUCUCGCGGCGACGACAAACGUGUCAUUGUGGGACGCAAUCUCUAUGGCAGUCUGCAUGUGGCGGGUAUCAGAGUAGCUGCCAUGGAUGGAGAGGCUGGUCUCUGGUUUCUUUUCACUUUUCGGUGCUACGACAUGAGCGCAAUCGACCCAGAACUAGGGCCGAUUCCCCAUCUCGUGGAUACCCAAUCCGACGAUUUCAGAGUGUACUCUCCUCGCAACUUCCCUGGCCUCCCAAAACCUACCGAGCUUGCAGAGCACUUCGCGCUGCAGGGAUACAAGCUCAACACCCGAAAAGUACGCCGAUGCGACAUUCAGAAUGCGAUGGCUGAUAUUCAGAACGAACGCCAGCAAGCCUCCCCCAAUCCCUCCCCACCCCCAUAG